GUUAACAGUGUGUAAAUGACAAGUUGAAGGGGAAAACGCCUGUGUUCGGUUGAGGCGCUGUUAUUCGUUGCAGGUUCACGCUAUCGUUGAAUUAGGACAUGGAUUGUUGUUGUGAGACCCAUUCGGUUGCUUGGAGAUACUGACUGUGGGACUGCCUAAAUAAGAUAAAAGCCGGUCGAUUAGGUUAUUUUCUGUGUAUUCCACAAGGACGUAUCGGUUGGGAUAUCAGGAACGAGGCCACAGACAGACCAAACGGCUUUCAGCUCUAGCGCGAAAUGGUCACGUCUACACUAUGGCUUUUCAUCCUACCAGUAUGUCUUCAGCUUUGUGCACUUUCCCGCGCUUCCCGAAUAGAAUGUGAGCAGUCCCAGUUUCAGUGUGGAAAUGGUCGGUGUAUUCCAUCUGUGUGGAAGUGUGAUGGUGACCAGGACUGCUUAGAUGGCAGUGACGAGACUUCCUGCGUGAGGAAGACCUGUGCAGAAGUGGACUUUGUCUGUCACAGUGGUCAGUGUGUUCCCAAGAGAUGGCAGUGCGAUGGUGAGCCAGACUGUGAGGAUGGCUCAGACGAAAGCAUUGAGAUGUGCCACAUGAGAACCUGUCGAGGGAAUGAGUUUAGUUGUGGUGUUGGUUCUACACAGUGCAUUCCGGUCUUCUGGAAGUGUGAUGGUGAAAAAGAUUGUGAUAACGGGGAAGACGAGAUAAAUUGUGGUAACAUUACAUGUGCCCCUCUGGAGUUCACCUGUGCCAGUGGUCGUUGUGUGUCUCGUAAUUUUGUCUGCAAUGGUGAGGAUGACUGUGGCGAUGGUAGUGACGAGCAGGGCUGUGCUCCAUCCUCCUGUGGUCCUAAUGAAAUUCCCUGUGGGAACAACACAUGCAUUCCUAGGACUUGGUUAUGCGAUGAUGAUGUGGACUGCCCAGACCAAUCGGAUGAGUCACCUGAGCAUUGUGGCCACAACCCGACCCCACCGGCGAAGUGUUCAUCCAGUGAGAUGCAGUGUGGUUCUGGGGAAUGCAUCCACAGAAAGUGGCGCUGCGAUGGUGACCCAGACUGCAAAGAUGGCAGCGAUGAGAAAAACUGUUCUGUCCGUACCUGCAGGCCUGACCAGUUCAAAUGUGAUGACGGCAGCUGUAUUCAUGGCAGCAGGCAGUGCAAUGGGUUCCGAGAUUGUGGAGAUGGUACAGAUGAAGCCAACUGCAAGAAUGUAACCCAGUGUAACGGCCCUGACAUGUUCAAAUGUCGCAGUGGAGAAUGCAUUGAGAUGAGUAAAGUGUGUAAUAAGGCCCGUGACUGCCCUGACUGGAGUGAUGAACCCAUCAAAGAGUGCAAUAUGAAUGAAUGCCUGCUGAACAAUGGAGGCUGCUCACACAUCUGCAGCGAUAUAACAAUCGGCUAUGAGUGUGACUGCCCACCGGGACUCCAGCUCAUUGAUCGCAAGACCUGCGGUGAUGUCAAUGAGUGUCUAAACCCUGGUAUAUGUAGUCAGAUCUGUAUAAAUCUUAAGGGAGGCUACAAAUGUGAAUGUCACAAUGGCUACCAGAUGGAUCCCACCACUGGAGUGUGCAAAGCUGUAGGUAAAGAGCCCUGUCUUAUUUUCACCAAUCGAAGAGACAUUCGCAGACUGGGUCUUGAGAGACGUGAAUACACUCAGAUUGUAGAGCAGCUGCGGAACACUGUGGCACUGGAUGCUGACUUCACUCAGCAGAAGAUAUUUUGGGCUGAUCUGGGACAAAAAGCAAUUUUCAGCACAGUAUUGGAGAAGCAGGAAAAUGGAGCAAGUCAUACCAAGGUGAUUGACAAUGUUAACAUGCCUGUUGGAAUAGCAGUGGACUGGAUUUACAAAAACAUCUACUGGUCAGACCUGGGCAGUAAGAGCAUUGCCGUGGCCAACUUCAAUGGGACCAAGAGGAAGGUGCUGUUUGACAGUGGUUUAAAGGAACCAGCCUCUAUUGCUGUAGAUCCUCUAUCAGGGUUUCUGUUUUGGUCGGACUGGGGUGAACCAGCUAAGAUUGAAAAGUCUGGAUUAAAUGGAGUUGACAGACAGGUCCUGGUUGAGAGGGACAUUCAGUGGCCCAAUGGAAUCACUCUGGAUCUGAUCAAGGGUAGACUCUACUGGGUGGACUCUAAGCUGCACAUGCUCUGUAGUGUAGACCUGAACGGAGACAACCGCCAGAAAGUGCUGCAGUCUCCAUAUUACCUUGCCCACCCAUUGGCUCUGACAGUUUUUGAGGAUCGAGUAUUCUGGACAGAUGGGGAAAAUGAGGCCAUCUAUGGGGCAAACAAGUUUACAGGUUCUGAUGUAACCAUGCUGGCCAGUAACCUUAACGAGCCACAGGACAUCAUUGCGUACCAUGAGCUUAUUCAGCUGUCUGGGACAAAUUGGUGCAAUGAGAAGGUGGAGAAUGGAGGCUGUUCUUUCAUGUGUCUGCCAGCUCCACAGAUUAAUAAACACUCCCCAAAAUACACCUGUGUGUGUCCACAAGGUCAGAUACUCGCUCCAGACGAACUGCGUUGCAGACCAGAGGCUCCUACUGCUGCUCCUCAAGAUAGAAGCAGGGUGACACCUCACCCCAUUCACCCUCGAGGGUCUACAGAACUGAAGGUUGCCACUGAAACAGUUAAUACUGAAGGAAAUAUAAGUACCUCUAUACAUGAAGUCAGUUCAUCAGCCAAAGGUUCUGCUGCAGCCUGGGCCAUUCUUCCUGUGUUGUUGUUGGCCAUGGCUGCUACAGGUGGUUACUUGAUGUGGCGCAACUGGCAGAUCAAAAACAAGAAGAGCAUGAACUUUGAUAAUCCAGUGUACCUCAAGACCACAGAAGAAGACCUCAGUAUUGAUAUUAGUAGACACUCUGCUUCUGUUGGCCACACAUACCCUGCAAUUUCCGUGGUAAACACAGAAGAUGACUUGUCAUAACCAGAGCACUCUACAAUGAUCCUGUUAAUUUACCACUGCACUAAUGGCAACUGCUGCAGAUUCAGCGGCCUCACAACCCAGAUGCCUUCUUGAUGUGCUUUUUGUUUGUUAGAGUAAGCGAUUUGUGGUACGAGACAGAUUAUCUGUUCACCUGGGUGUGCUCUAAAAGCAUCAUAGAAUUCUGAGGACAUGGCUUUUCACCUCGACAAAUACCAUAAUGGUCCCAAAAUUAUUUAGAAGGCUUGAUUUCUACAUACGAGGAUGUUGAGCUGCUGAACCAGAAUUCAGAUCUAGAUUGUCUCUUCUCUGUCUGAAAUAUUUAAAUAAAAUGCAUUUUUUUAGAAUGUCUAAGAUGUAUUUUUCUUUUUGUUUUCCUAAGGAAUGUUAUUUCUUACAUGUUAUUUAAACCAUACUGUUCUUUCUCGGUUAAAAUAGCUCUAUAAGGUGAAGUGCUGUUAGAUCAUCUGUAAAACACUGUAUAUAUCCCUCUCUUGAAAACAUAAUCAGGGCUAUUGAAGCACUUUGGUCAAAUGUUCCUCUGUAAAUAAUAAAAUCAAGUGUGUACAGAGACGUUUUUGCUAUGGUUGGGCAUUGUACCAGGGUAGAAUGUAUUUAAAAAAAUAGGUUUGUUAAAACUAUUUUGUAUGUUUGUGUGCAGUUUCUGUGACCUUUUAUAGCAUUGUACAGGGGAGCAGAAUGCUCUGUGAUUGUGAAACAUUUGCAAAACACAUAAAAUAAAAUGAAUAUUUAAAUUGU
Molecule: messenger RNA, 3668 nt
Organism: Misgurnus anguillicaudatus (oriental weatherfish)
Lineage: Eukaryota; Metazoa; Chordata; Actinopteri; Cypriniformes; Cobitidae
Gene: vldlr
Product: very low density lipoprotein receptor
Biological process (GO): receptor-mediated endocytosis
Cellular component (GO): apical plasma membrane; signaling receptor complex; plasma membrane
Molecular function (GO): hormone binding; protein binding; calcium ion binding
Source: RefSeq, a predicted model, not a curated record